CUCUUGUAAUCGAACGUUUGGACAAAUUUCUCUGAUCCAAAAAAAUGAGCCAAGAACAGCCGAGGAGGCCCGUCGAGGAUGAGCAGCAGGGGGGUGAACAAUACGGCGACUCUUAUCUCGAGCUUGCGGCGAAGGUGGUGGCUGAUAAGGAUGCAGACUCCGCCGUGCAGAGCCCCGUCGGUCUGAAGCUUAUUAAUGCAGAUGACUUCAGCACUAAGAAGACUGAACAUCCCGGACGGCGAGUUGUUCCCGAGUCAGUCGGCGGACAGGGUACGAGUCAAAAUUCAAGGCAAGUAGAUGAAAAGGAAAGGAAAAUCUGUGAAUUAGCUAAGGUUGUUGCGCAAUACAGCCAGAGAGGUCCUUUGUCAGCACUAAUAACCGGUCAACCUAUUGGCGGUGCUAGCAGUCAAAUCACCAUCGGCGAAGCCUUGGAGGCGACCGCCAUGACGGCUGGACAGAAGCCGGUGGAGUGGAGUGAUGCGGCCGCAAUUCAAGCCGCCGAGGUUAGAGCCACUGGCCGAACCAACAUUGUACCCGGUGGUGUCGCUGCCGCAGCUCAAUCGGCGGCAACUCUCAAUGCUAGGGCUACGCGUGACGAGGACAAGACAAAACUUGCUGAUAUCCUUGCGGAUGCAACUUCAAAAUUACCGGCAGACAAACCGGCGACACGAAGGGAUGCUGAGGGGGUGACGGGUGCAGAAAUGCGAAAUGAUCCAUAUCUGACCACCCAUCCCACCGGUGUGGCAGCUUCGGUGGCGGCCGCUGCUAGGCUCAACCAGGGUAAUAGCAUUGAAGGAACAAAAUAGCUGCAUGCCUUGUAUGUAUUUGGAGGAAGUGAAAAGAUUGAGUAAAAUUUAAAUAGUGGAUUGUAUUGCAUGUGUUUUGAUUUGUAGCGAUCAAUGUUUUCCAAUCUUAUGAGGGGAGAACUUAAUAUGUACAAAUGUAGUUUUCUUGUGUAUAUGAAUAAAUGAUCCAAAUACAUGAUUAUGUGAAUAAAUUUGAGGUUCCCAAUUUUUUUUUUUUUUUGAAAAGGUUGAGGUUCCCAA
This is a messenger RNA of Rosa rugosa (rugosa rose), 1046 nucleotides long. Its product is annotated as late embryogenesis abundant protein 47-like. The transcript has 4 exons. The record is from RefSeq and is a predicted model, not a curated record. NCBI's taxonomy places the organism in Eukaryota, Viridiplantae, Streptophyta, Magnoliopsida, Rosales, Rosaceae. Bases 45 to 806 code for a protein of 253 amino acids.